GAUGUCUGUUUUGUGGUCGGCUGCUCGGUCGGAAGGCGGGGUUCACAGUAGGAUAAAUUCCUGUUUGAAACUGCGGUGGAGUCACUAGUAGGUGUAACUUUCUCCAGAGUAAGAUCUCUCUUCGUGGACUUUGCGGGUUAACUACUUGAGUUGUCGUUUGAACGGCAGUGAAAAAGCGGACUAAUACUGGCUGCAAUUUCACCUGCGGGACAAGUCUAAUCGAAGCCCCUCGGGUUAGGUGUUGCAAGUAUCAAAAUGGAGCACAUGUCCUUAUUGUGCCUCUGUGCAUUGGUGGCCUUGUGCAGCCAUAAGGGGGUGCUGUCCCAAGCACCAUCUUACGGUGAAAGGGGCUCUGAUCUCGGCAUCCAGGUGUUUCAGCAAGUAGUUCAUGCCAAGCCCCUGGAAAAUGUGGUGCUCUCGCCUCAUGGGGUGGCUUCAAUCCUUGGCAUGCUGUUAUCUGGAGCCCACGGGGAAACGAGGAAGCAAAUCCUUAAUGCUCUCCGUUACAAGAAAAAUGGUCCUUACAAGAUGUUGAAGAAGCUGCAUAAGAACUUGACAGGCAAAGCCAACCAGGACAUUGUGCUGAUCGCAAAUGCUAUGUUCAGCCAGAAGGGUUUCCCCAUGCAGGAGGCGUUUGUGACUUCCAACAAAGAGAACUUCCAGUGUCAGAGCAGGAACCUGGACUUCAGCAACCCUGAUGCAGCAGCCGAUGAAGUCAAUGAGUGGGUCAACAAUAAAACCAAAGGUCACAUCCCCAGCUUGAUCAAAGCAGACAUGCUGAAUCCUGCUCUGACCCGUCUGGUCGUUGUCAACUCCAUCUACUUCAAAGGCUUGUGGAAGUCUCGCUUCCAGCCUGAGAACACCAAGAUGAGGACCUUCACCCGGGGCGAUGGAACCGAUACUAAAGUGCUAAUGAUGUCCCAGUUAUCAAUCUUUAACAUAGGCCUAGCCUCCACACCUCAGGGUCUCAAAUACAAGGUAAUUGAGCUUCCUUAUCAUGGCAACACCAUCAGCAUGCUAAUCGUUCUCCCGUCUGAAGAGGACACCCCUCUGUCUCGUGUCAUUCCUCACAUCAGCACAGCCACAGUGCAGAGCUGGACCAAACUGAUGCACAUGAGGAAAGUCCGUCUGCUCAUCCCAAAGUUUAUGGCUGAUGCAGAGGUGGAUUUGAAGGAUCCACUUUCAGCUCUGGGAAUCACGAACAUUUUCAGUGAGGACAAAGCUGACUUCAGACACCUCAGUUCGGAGCCUGUGUAUGUAUCCAAGGCACUCCAGAAAGCCAAAAUAAUCGUGAAUGAAGAUGGAACAAAAGCAGCAGCAGCCACUACUGCUAUUUUGUUGGCCCGUUCCUCCCCACCCUGGGUUACAGUGGACAGACCUUUUAUGUUCCUCAUCAGACAUAACCCGACAGGUACCAUCCUCUUCAUGGGCCAGAUCAACGAGCCUUGAGCGCAGCCCCGUCAUCAGCCAUAGCAUCAUUUACCACAGCAGGAUAUGCUUAUACACUGCCAUGUAUCAGAAUACAAAAUAAACAUAAACACACUCUUACAUAUACAGAACACACUUUGCUAAACAUGUUUGUACAAUGUGGAUAUAUGAUGUGAUUUGUUUUAAAUGUUGCUUUUUAUGCUACUUAUUUUCUGUAUUGCAUAACAUGCUGUAUAAAAUGUAUUUUGCUGACUAAAUUUUCCAACUGUUUUAAUUUUUUUUGUAUACUUUUUUUUUUUUUUUUUUUGAAUUGAUGACAUUUUUAAAAGACUUUGAAUGUCAGUUGUGUAUUUUCUCUUCUCUGGAGUAGGAUAAUCAGUUUAUUUAUCAUGUCAGUGUUUCCGUUUCGUGUUGUAACUCCAGUCUGUAUUAUGUUUCACUCCUAAGUUACAGCAAUAUUGAUGCUGUUGGAACGAUUUUGCUCAAUUUGUAAGUUUGCCAAAAUAAAUAAAGAUUCUCUAAUUUCUGGUCAGUUCA
Messenger RNA from Oreochromis aureus, 1965 nucleotides. It is a transcript of the gene serpine2, whose product is annotated as serpin peptidase inhibitor, clade E (nexin, plasminogen activator inhibitor type 1), member 2. NCBI's taxonomy places the organism in Eukaryota, Metazoa, Chordata, Actinopteri, Cichliformes, Cichlidae. The record is from RefSeq and is a predicted model, not a curated record. The transcript is spliced from 9 exons. Gene Ontology annotation, biological process: negative regulation of endopeptidase activity; negative regulation of plasminogen activation. Bases 256 to 1449 code for a protein of 397 amino acids. Gene Ontology annotation, molecular function: serine-type endopeptidase inhibitor activity.